Saccostrea echinata is the source of this 432-nucleotide messenger RNA. RefSeq lists its product as uncharacterized. The record is from RefSeq and is a predicted model, not a curated record. Lineage: Eukaryota; Metazoa; Mollusca; Bivalvia; Ostreida; Ostreidae. The transcript has a single exon. The coding region runs from base 1 to 432 and encodes 143 amino acids.
AUGGCAGUUUGGGUAGCUACCACCGGGUCAGACAUACCAGAGGGGGCAAUAAGAGGUGGAUAUGAAGCAGAUGGUAGACCACUUUUUAUUGCCAGGGCAAAAAUUGGUGACACUAUGACGCCUGGAAAAUGUGGAUUUCACCUUCCUGGGGCCCAUAUUCCAUAUGACAUGAAUGAAAAAAUAAUAAAUAAAUACGAUGUCUUGGUUUACCCCCUGAAAAAUUCUGGGUUUUUAGAUUGGCAGACGGCUUCACAGGGCAAUGUGCCACCAAAUGCAUACAUGACGGACCGUGAAACCUAUGUUGGUAGAGCGGUCUAUCAAGGAAGUUUAGUGCCAGGAAAAAUUGCUACUGGUCACCGUCAUAGGUGCGCAUACAUUAGUUAUGGAGGGAAGGAAAUCAGUUUUAAGGAUAUGAGGUCCUGUGUCAGAUGA